Messenger RNA from Anopheles funestus (African malaria mosquito), 1130 nucleotides. RefSeq names its product glutathione S-transferase 1-1-like. The record is from RefSeq and is a predicted model, not a curated record. The transcript is spliced from 2 exons. NCBI's taxonomy places the organism in Eukaryota, Metazoa, Arthropoda, Insecta, Diptera, Culicidae. Gene Ontology annotation, biological process: glutathione metabolic process. The coding region runs from base 420 to 1064 and encodes 214 amino acids. Gene Ontology annotation, molecular function: glutathione transferase activity.
CGAUUAAAUUUCCUUCCAAAAAAGAUAAUGUUACUAUCUAUGAAGGACACCAAUACCCACGUGGUGGAACAGUGUGGAUUAAUACAAACAUUCCCUUUUAAUAAAUGAGGAUAAUUCGCAGCAAAAUUAUCACUCCCAUUUUUACGCUUCAAUCAUAGCGUUCGCAUAACAUUUACCACCAUAUCUGCUCGCGUGAUGUCAUCCUAUGAAGCUCAGUUUAAACCACUAUAUUGAAAAGUAUGAUUAUGCUACCCCACCGACGGUAUAGGCUAUACUAGUUGAUGACGCAACCAAACGAUAGCGUUGAUAACGGUCAGAUUCAUAAAAUAAAUUUGUGGCCGUUGCUCAAGUGACACUGUCGUUCCGUUGCUGCCACAAGUGUUUCGCUACUUUCCGUGUGCUCCGGUCGUCUUCAGACUAUGGAUUUCUAUCAUACUACGCUGUCGGCUCCGUGCCAGUCCGUUCGUUUAAUAGCUAAAGCCCUCGGUCUUCAUUUGAAUCUGAAGGAGAUUGAUCUACAGAAAGGAGAGCAUCUGAAACCAGAAUUCGUGAAGAUUAACCCACAACACGUCGUCCCGACCCUUGUCGAUAAUGACUUUGUGCUGUGGGAAUCGCGAGCGAUCUCAACGUACCUGUGCGAAAAGUAUGGCAAAAACGAUGGUCUCUAUCCAAAGGAUCCGAAAAAGCGCGCCUUAGUGAACCAGCGUUUGUACUUCGACAUGGGAACACUGUAUCAACGAUUCUCGAAAGCUUUCUACCCGGUCAUGAUGGAGGGCAAAGAACUGAAUCCCGAUGAUGUUGCAAAGCUAGACGAGGCACUCGAGUUUUUGGAAGUUUUCCUCGACAAGACCGCCUUCGCUGCGGGUGAUAAGCUAACGGUGGCCGACUUGAGCUUACUGGCAAGCGUCACAACCAUCGAAGUGACUGCUGGGCAUGACCUUAGCAAGUACCCAAACAUUCAACGUUGGUACCAACCGCUGAAGGAAUCCGUGGUCGGAUACCAUGAAAUUUGCGUUGAAGGUGCCAACAUGUUCCGGGAAUCAUUCAGCCCCAUCCACAAGUAAUCGUUUAGCACAUAACGAUGGUUUCACAAUAAAAUUGGUGCAUCGGGAAUUAAUAUGUUCCACUGA